CCACCACGGAGCAAUUUCGAAAUCUCCCUCCAUCCCUCCAUCUCGAACAUUUUCGACGACGACCCGGAACGAGACAUCACCACCGCAUAUCGCAACACCCCCCUAUACAUUCAUUCAGCUCCUAGCUGUUGUCUACAUACUCCCCGGCCUUUCAAAAUGACGAAAAGGACCAAGAAGGUGGGAAUUGCCGGGAAGUACGGUACUAGAUACGGUGCCUCCCUCCGAAAGCAGGUAAAGAAGAUGGAGAUCACCCAACAUGCUCGGUACACCUGCACCUUCUGCGGUAAGGUGUCUGUUAAGCGUCACUCUGUCGGCAUAUGGGACUGCAAGUCGUGUGGAAAGACUGUUGCUGGAGGCGCAUAUACCGUGUCGACUGCCGCUGCCGCUGCCAUGCGAUCAACACUGCGAAGAUUGCGAGAGAUCCAGGAAGUUUAGGCAUAGGCCGGAUGAUAUAUGGUGGCGGUGGUUAGUUCCACGCUUGACUUCGGCGUACAGGAAAUCGGGUUUCUACACAAGCCAUGAGAGGUCAUGGUAACGAUCGAUUAAAUCCACAACCAGCAUCAAUAAGAUGUUUGAUGGAUAUGUGAACAAAUUCCGACAAUUGUUCGGGUCAUCACUGCGGCCCGGCUCCAUAAUAUGCACAAUGUGCUCUUCCAUGUGAACGAACGCUCGAGGGAACUAUUCCAAUGUUAUCUUCCAAGCUUAGUCGUCCGAUACGCGAUUUUCACCUAUCUGCGUACCCAGGAAUCAUAGCCGAAGGUUUCUCUACGUCAUCCUAGUGAAUGCAGCUUGAUGCGCCGAUGUUGGGGAACAGUGCCGGGCCUUCUAAUUCUGGCAGCUUUGGGAGGAUGAUAGGAGGAGUGACCGGUGUCUAGGUUGUGAAGGCGAGGUCGGUAGGACGAUCCCUAAUGUCCUCUCCGGUUCCUAUCCCCACCAGCCUGACCACUUCGACGCACAUGCCAUCAACGUCACCCACUAAGAUGAGUUAUCUAGCGACCUAGUAAUCGUGUCUGUCUAGAAAGCUGGGGUGUAGGUCGACGCACACUCUGGGAGACAAAUGGCAUGGCCGCGAAGGACCCAGACGAGACUUACCG
Molecule: messenger RNA, 1094 nt
Organism: Durotheca rogersii
Lineage: Eukaryota; Fungi; Ascomycota; Sordariomycetes; Xylariales; Xylariaceae
Product: ribosomal protein L37ae
Exons: 3
Coding region: 157-435 (92 amino acids)
Biological process (GO): translation
Cellular component (GO): ribosome
Molecular function (GO): structural constituent of ribosome
Source: RefSeq, a predicted model, not a curated record